GCAUCGAUCUUCAAUUGAAGGUGGACUUUGAAGAACAGGUCCUCCAGGGCGAAUGCAAGCUCACAGUGCGAUCCAUCAAACCGGUGCAUUGGGAGGUCGAGGAGUCACCACCACCCAAGUCGAACUUUGGUCAGUCCUUGGUGAUUGCUUUGCCUGCCUCGAAGACUACAACGCUUUCGAUUAAGUACAAGACAACGGAGAAGAGUACUGCACUACAGUGGCUGACAAAAGAGCAGACGCAGGGCAAGCAAUAUCCUCUUUGCUUUACACAAAGCCAAGCUAUUUGUGGCAGAUCCUUGCUGCCAUGUCAGGACACCCCAUCGGUGAAAGCACCCUUUACAAUCUCUGUGACAGUCCCAGAGCCACUCACAGCCGUUGCAUCUGGUGAACCAUCUGGCGAUCCUGAGUCAAGCGGAAACUUUCGCACUUUCCGAUACGAGCAGAAAGUGCCCGUGAUGUCUUAUUUGAUCGCAAUUGUGGUUGCUCAUUUGGAAUCCUGCCAGAUUGGACCAAGAAGCAAAUGCUAUGCGGAGCCUGGCGUAAUCCAUGCGGCACAAAAAGAAUUUCAAGAUAUUGUUGAAGACUUCAUUUUGAAAGCUCAGGAAGUCGUCGGAGGUGCAAAGUACGAAUGGGGCAGCUACAAUGUUGCAGUCAUGCCGUCAUCAUUUGCAUACGGGGGGAAUGGAGAAUCCAAAUUGCACAUUUAUGAGCGCGUCAUUGAUACCUGGAGACC
This is a messenger RNA of Durusdinium trenchii, 733 nucleotides long. NCBI's taxonomy places the organism in Eukaryota, Dinophyceae, Suessiales, Symbiodiniaceae. The record is from the annotation of a GenBank genome assembly.